AUGCUGCAGCCAAACAGCUCGCCUUGGAAAAGAAUAUCCUCAACGCUGAGAUCAUCCGAUUACUAUUCCCCAACAAAGAAGACACCUGAAAAGUGCCAGCAGAAAGCAGAGCUAUCUGCAAAUGGAUCUCCUUUACCCAGUACCUUCCGAUUCACCCCUACAAAAGGGAAGAAACUAUAUCCCCACUUGAAUCCUCCCGAUAGACGACUAUUGCCCAAUUCGAGUCCUUCCUACAGUGAUAACAACGACCACGAUGAAAGCUAUAUGGUGAAAGACAACACUUCUUUCCUUUCUGCAAUGGACACGUUGGGAAAGCAACUUUUUUCAUCCAAUAUAUCAAACAAAGUUGUGAACGAAUUUAGCUCCAGGUACGAAAAAGUGCGAGAAGAGUCCAUUAGUACAGUUCAAGAGUUGAAUAAUAGAACAACCAACGAGCAACUCAACCGAAGGGCAUCGGGAAGAUUCUCGUCUACACAUCGAAAUAGGUUCAAUAGAAUGGAAUCAAUUGCGUUUCACUAUGCUGCUAAGCGUUCACAGAAAUUGGAAAACGAAAAGAAUGAAAACGAAAUAACAAAUAGUGGAGCUAAGAAAGAAAAUCAUAAUGUUCAAAGAAAAUUUGUGCCCGCCACCGAGACAAUAGAAAUAACGCAAUAUAGCACAUUAACUCCAGGAGACAAGCGAUUUAACUCUAAGCCCUUGGAAAGUGCCAGUAAAAGACUGAGACUUGAAGGAAAUAAAUUCAAGGAAAUUGAUUUAGAUUCCAGUCCUACAAAAUCGCUCUAUGAGAAGGAACAACUCAAAAAUAUAUAUUCCACUCACUCGUCCGCUACUAGAGAUAGUUCUAGCUCUCAUUCCGGUGUCAGCAAUAUACCCAGUUAUUUACAACCAACCAAAGCUUCACUGCGAAAAUCCAAUUCCAGUAGUCAAAUAUCACCGUCGAAAUCCUCAAAGUCACUAUUUAAUGCUCUUGGUGACCAACUAAAAACUCCUGUGUUGAGACCUCAGGAUGCCUCAUUGAAAAAGGGUCUGUCAAAGUCUCCUUCUUUUUCCCAACCAAAUCCAUUGCCAGGUGCAACUUCACAAAACUCGAGUCCGAUGCAGAAAAUCUCACCUUCCAGGGCAUGUUCUAAUUUGAACAAGCUGUUGAACACACCUCCGCCUUUGGAAGCGCAAGAAAAUCGACCUCUGGAAGUACCUCAGCUCAAAUCAACAACUAACAGCCAUGCUAAUGUCAAUUCAUUGCACACAAAAAUUCCACGGUCCCGAACCCUAGGACCUAUUUACAACGAUUCGACGUUCAUUCCAAGCUCUAAAACUUCCAAGAUAUCUACCAGCAAAUCUCAUGUCUCUAGUGUCAGUGUGAAUAAUUUACGAAGUCUAUCAGGAUCAUCAUCCAUUCCGAGAUUGGCCAGAUUAGCAAACGCAGAAUCUCGUGUUGGGCUGGCUUCUAAACACGAGAGGGAAAAGCCACUCAAACCCUGGAGGUAA
Molecule: messenger RNA, 1488 nt
Organism: Pichia membranifaciens NRRL Y-2026
Lineage: Eukaryota; Fungi; Ascomycota; Pichiomycetes; Pichiales; Pichiaceae
Exons: 1
Coding region: 1-1488 (495 amino acids)
Source: RefSeq, a predicted model, not a curated record